Messenger RNA from Vespula vulgaris, 1083 nucleotides. RefSeq names its product eukaryotic translation elongation factor 1 epsilon-1 (gene AIMP3). Bases 449 to 997 code for a protein of 182 amino acids. The transcript has 4 exons. NCBI's taxonomy places the organism in Eukaryota, Metazoa, Arthropoda, Insecta, Hymenoptera, Vespidae. Gene Ontology annotation, cellular component: nucleus; aminoacyl-tRNA synthetase multienzyme complex; cytoplasm. Gene Ontology annotation, biological process: positive regulation of DNA damage response, signal transduction by p53 class mediator. The record is from RefSeq and is a predicted model, not a curated record.
GAGAAUUGUCGUUCAUCGAUGUGUCUUAUUCGUAAGGCUUAAAGAAGCAGUCUUCGUCUAGUAAAAUGCAUGCGAUUUAAAAUGCUUUUUCAUUAUUUAUGUUAUAAUAAUUUCCGAUUGUAUCAUAUUAUUUCGAAGUCUUUUUAUUUUCAGUACAAUCGUAAAAUUCAUAUACAUAAAAUCAUUAUUAAUUUAUAUAUAUUUAUUAUACGGAUAGAAUAAGAUGAAUUUGUGGAUUUUAUCAUCGUAAAAGUAUUAUAUCAGAGAAUAAAAUUUUGAAUAUCAUUUUGAAUUUGAUUUUUAAAAAUUAAAAGUGUAUGUACAUAGCUAUAGUAUAGCCAUCUGCAUAGUUGUCCGGUGCAUUACAAAGCGACUAACAUAACCUAUAUUCACUUCUGUAUUAUUGCUUCGAAAAGUUUACGACGUUUUCUUAAUAACUGUUUAUAAGAUGGUUGUGUGCAAUGUUGAAUGUCUAGACAAAAUUAUAAAAUAUCUAAAUGUUUCUCCAGACAAAUUACGUUUCUGUGAAAAUAAUGUAAAAAUCAUGGUUAUUUUAUUUAUUACGACUAAUUUAAAAAAAGAAAAAACAGCAGACGAACCCGUUACGUAUUUUAGUACUCUAAUACAAACUUUGGUAAAGAAUUCGAUAUAUCCUGAUAUACUUGGCAAUGAUAAAGAGACACAGGCUUUAACACGUCAAUGGUUAGAAUAUAUAAUAAUUUGUAUUAAUUAUGCAGAUACUUCUGCUCAUGCAAAAAGAGUUUUAAAGGAAUUAAAUGUAGCAUUGAGUGAUCAUACUUACUUAAGUGGUACAAAGCGAACUAUUGCAGAUAUUGCACUUUAUUAUACCUUAUAUAAAAUAAUGAGUGAAUUAAGUCACCAGGAAAAGGCACAAUAUGUUCAUGUAUCUAGAUGGUUUGACAAUGUACAGCAAGACAAAAAAUUGAGGCAGACAUUGGAUUUAAUCUCAUUUAAUUUGAUGCAUCUAUUCUUAUAAAGUAAAUAAAUAAAUUUUGUUUGAUUAUCUUGUAUACUGUUUUAAUCAGUCGAUAUUUAUAACAAAAUAAAUAGUACAAGGAGAAA